Molecule: messenger RNA, 1104 nt
Organism: Komagataella phaffii GS115
Lineage: Eukaryota; Fungi; Ascomycota; Pichiomycetes; Pichiales; Pichiaceae
Product: 3-deoxy-D-arabino-heptulosonate-7-phosphate (DAHP) synthase
Exons: 1
Coding region: 1-1104 (367 amino acids)
Biological process (GO): aromatic amino acid biosynthetic process
Cellular component (GO): cytoplasm
Molecular function (GO): 3-deoxy-7-phosphoheptulonate synthase activity
Source: RefSeq, a predicted model, not a curated record
AUGUUCAUUCAAAACGAUCAUGUCGGUGACAGAUCCCGCUUAGAAGACUGGAGAAUACGUGGAUACGACCCUCUGACGCCCCCCGACCUGUUGCAACAUGAGUAUCCACUUACCCCAAAAGCAGAGGAGAACAUUCUCAAGGGAAGAAACGAAGCUGUUGAUAUCCUGAAAGGUAAGGAUGACAGGCUAUUAGUCAUUGUCGGACCUUGUUCCAUCCAUGAUCCUAAGGCAGCUUUAGACUACUGCGAGAGAUUAGCCAAGUUUAACGAGACUAUCAAAGGUGAGCUUCAUAUCAUAAUGAGAGCUUAUUUGGAGAAACCAAGAACCACUGUUGGUUGGAAAGGUCUGAUAAAUGACCCAGACAUCGAUGGUUCGUUUCAAAUCAAUAAAGGUCUUCGUAUCUCGAGGGAGCUUUUCGUUAAACUUACUGAACAGAUUCCUAUUGCUGGUGAGAUGCUGGACACUAUCUCCCCUCAAUUCCUGUCUGAUCUCUUCUCCUUAGGAGCGAUUGGCGCCAGAACCACAGAGUCUCAACUGCACAGAGAACUUGCUUCCGGUUUGUCCUUCCCCGUGGGAUUCAAGAAUGGUACAGACGGUGGGCUCACAGUUGCUAUAGAUGCCAUGAGAGCUGCUUCGCAUCCUCACCAUUUCCUGUCUGUCACAAAACCAGGAGUUGUGGCUAUUGUCGGUACCGAAGGAAAUGAAGACACCUUUGUUAUCCUAAGAGGUGGUAAGAACGGUACAAACUACGACGAGGCCUCUGUUGACGCUGCCCACGCACAGUUAGAGAAGACCGGUAUCCUGGGCUCUGGUCCUGCCAUCAUGGUGGACUGCUCUCAUGGAAAUUCCAACAAAGACCACCGUAACCAACCUAAGGUAGCCCAAGUUGUUGCUGACCAAAUCCGUAAAGGAUCCCGAAAAAUAUGUGGCCUCAUGAUUGAGAGCAAUAUCGUUGAAGGUAGACAGGAUGUUCCCAAAGAGGGAAAGUCACAUCUACGUUAUGGAUGUUCCAUAACUGAUGCCUGUAUCUCCUGGGAGGAUACUGAGAAGGUUCUACGAGUCUUAGCAGAUUCGGUCAUUGAACGUCGUAAUCUCAAGAAUUAG